Messenger RNA from Brenthis ino (lesser marbled fritillary), 1485 nucleotides. Lineage: Eukaryota; Metazoa; Arthropoda; Insecta; Lepidoptera; Nymphalidae. The record is from the annotation of a GenBank genome assembly.
AUGGGGGAACGGGGCGCAACGGGGGGCGCUUGGGGUGCGCGCGACGAUGCCUCGUGGUGGCCGGGCGGCUCUGGUGAAAUACAGCACCAACAGCAAAUAAAUGAUGAGAUAGCUCGGAGCACUGCUACUGUUUCACAUCAGUUAUAUUCUUACAAAAUGACAGGGGGCUUUUCUAAUAACGGUGGUGACACAACUUCAUCCCCAGGCUUUGACUAUCGUUUGAUGACAGGCUCUAACACAAGAGAUGAAUCUCCUCAACAACCGUGGUGGUACGCGUCGGGAUCUGUUGAAUCGCAACAGACGUCGUCACCAACGACUCAAAACCAAUCAAGCCCUGAUUCUGACCAAAGCAACCAGCAAGCUAACGGGAUACAGCAAAACCAUCAGCAAGCCCUACAACAACAGGCCCAAGAACAACAUCAAAUCCAACAGAAUCAGUUGCAACAAUUGCAACAGCAGCAGCAACAAAGUCUACAGCAGGCUUUACAACAGCAAUCCCACAAUUUGCAACAAUCAUUGCAACAGCAACAAAAUCAACAGCAACAGCAAACACUACAACAAAUGUUACAACAACAUCAACAACAACAACAACAGCAGCAGCAGCAACAACAACAGCAACAACAACAUCAACAACAAGAUCAACAAAGUGCCCAACAAACUCUACAGUUACAAGUUAGCCAGGCACAGGCUCAAGCUCUCGUGCAGGCAGCAGCGCUGCAGCAGCAAGUUGCACAUACACUCCAACAACAACAUAACCUCCAGGAACAGAUACAAGCUGCGCAACAACAGCAGAUUCAAGCUGCGCUUCAGCGCCAAUCUGCUACUUUACAGGAAUUACAACAGCAAGCCCAACAGCAGGCACUGUUAGCUCAAGCGACGAAUAAAGGCAGAAUGCCGCGAGCUCGAGCCUACAACAAACCUCGCGGCAGGAUGACCGCGUACGCCUUCUUUGUACAGACGUGCAGGGAGGAACAUAAGAAAAAACAUCCAGAAGAGAAUGUGGUGUUUGCAGCAUUCUCCAAGAAAUGCGCUGAAAGGUGGAAUACAAUGUCUGAGAAGGAAAAGCAACGGUUCCACGAGAUGGCUGACCAGGACAAGAAGCGGUACGAGCUGGAGAUGCAGAGCUACGUGCCUCCCAAGGACGUGAAGGUGCGCGGCCGCAAGCGCCAGCAGUUGAAGGAUCCCAACGCGCCCAAGCGAUCGCUUUCGGCAUUCUUCUGGUUCUGCAAUGACGAGCGGUCCAAGGUGAAGGCUAACAACCCGGAGUACACGAUGGGUGACAUAGCCAAGGAGCUGGGCCGGCGCUGGGCGGCCGCGGACCCGUCUACCAAGGGCAAGUAUGAGGCUCUCAGCGAACAGGACAAGGCUAGGUAUGACAGGGAGAUGACAGCGUACAAGAAGGGACCUCUAGCAUUGGUCCAGACACAGAUACAGCAAGAGCCUGAAGAAGAAGUAGCGGAGUAUGAUGGAGAAGAUGAGUACAAG